Diachasma alloeum is the source of this 5398-nucleotide messenger RNA. RefSeq names its product ataxin-2. Lineage: Eukaryota; Metazoa; Arthropoda; Insecta; Hymenoptera; Braconidae. The coding region runs from base 758 to 3325 and encodes 855 amino acids. Gene Ontology annotation, biological process: cytoplasmic stress granule assembly. The record is from RefSeq and is a predicted model, not a curated record. The transcript is spliced from 6 exons. Gene Ontology annotation, molecular function: RNA binding. Gene Ontology annotation, cellular component: cytoplasmic stress granule.
UAUCCCGCGAGUUAACACAAGUAAAAUAAAGAAUGAAAAACCGUAACCGCCUAUAAAUGAACAUGAGCUGAAGAUUGAGUGAACGCGUCCCUCUGGCAAAUUCCCAUGUAACUCACGCCGAUGACCUCACCCUAUUGGCCAAGAACGAGAAAAAGCCAUAGUGGAACGUUGGGUGUAAAGGGGAAUGGAACAGGCUGCAUAAUUGUUCCACAAUUUUCACCGAGGAAAGGAUAGACAGAGAGAAAACGGGAAAAAUUUGUCGUGUACAUGUAACUUGGGCUUUUGGCACAAGAAAGUUUAUACACUUCCCGUUCGCCACAUGUUGAUUAAUCGUGCAUUACUCGAUAAACGACGAUUGGAAUACAAUAGUUCUGGGUGUUGUACGGACAACAUUGACGCGUGUCACACGCGAUUAAAUUAAAACGAGUUAUUGUUGAUCCAAAGGAUUAAUAAUAUUUUAGAAUUAAGCUGAACCGUUGAGACGGCACUCGUCAACGACAACGUCGAGCACCAAUAAAAGGGCUAUAAACGUUGGAACACACGCAUAUAUUGAAGGAAAUUACUGUUCUCGUCAACAAGUGCAGAGAAUCAUUGUUGUUUUUUUUUGUUGUGAUCAACUGGAAAGACAAUUUUUAAUACACGGGUGUACGGUAACAUUAUCAAAAUUCCGGUCCCCACUAAGAAACGAGAAGGCGCUCAGCGUACUGGCGAUAAGUAUUCGCGAUACAGUAGCGAAGAUACUUCGUCUGGUAGCAGAAUGAAUAACAAGAGGAAGAAUCGUGCCAAUCCAACAAGGUCCCCGCGGGCCCGGGGUCCCCAGGAGAGGACUCCAGUGGCAGCAGAGGGUGUCUACAACAAUGCACAUUUCAUGCACGCUGUGACGAGUCACGUUGGCAAUACAGUUCAGAUUCAAACCCAGAAUGGAUCCCUCUAUGAGGGCAUAUUCCGUACAUUCUCAAGUCAAUUUGAGGUAGUCCUCGAGAUGGCACAUCGUGUGGAUAGUACAGGAAAAAUAAGUGUUGACACUGUUGUCGAGAAACUGAUAUUUAAACCACAAGAUAUUAUAACAAUGUCAGCUAAAGACGUUGAUCUUGAUUAUGCUAUAAGAGACACGUUCCAGACUGACACAGCAAUUAGUAAAUUUAAUGGACUGGUAGGUGAGAAGGAAUUGGAGCCAUGGGAUGCACCCAUGUCAAUGAAUGGUGAUGAAUACGAUCUAGACAGUACAGCCAAUGGUUGGGAUGCUCACGAGAUGUUCAGGAAGAAUGAGCAGAUAUACGGUGUACAAUCGACAUUCGAGCCGUCCCUGUCUGGUUAUACGCUGCAACUUCAGCGCAAAGAGACCAAGGAAUUCAAGGAGCAGGAGCAGAAGGCUGCAGAAAUAGCUAAUGAAAUUGAGGCACAGCCGAAUCACAAGGCACGUCUGGACUUGGAGAACGGUGAUGAAGAGGAGCGUUUUGCCUCUGUAACAAGGCCUGCCAAUGACGGCAAAUACGUGCCACCACAGAAACGUAAUAGUGUGAACAGUGGAAAAUAUCAGAAGGCAAACCCACCAACUCCAUCACCCAGUCCAGGAGCUGGUAAAUUUAAUCAGCCGUCCCCAUCGUCAACCAUUAAUUCAUCGCAGACGAGUAGUUUACCUGUUGUUGGCACUGGUCAUCCACCAGUUCAGCAGCAGCAGCAGCAGCAGCAACAACAAGGGCAGCAUCCAGGCUCUCACAACAUGGGAAUGCCACCGAGUGGUGUUGUAGUCCAGUACAACACACCUCCACCGUUUGUACCACCACCCACAACUCAGCCACCACCAUCGAUACCGGUGAUUUCUCCUCAGCAAGCACACAUUGGCUUUUCACCACAACAGCAGCAGCCCCAGUCUUCACAACCAUCCCAGUCGCAGCAGCCACCUCCAAACAAGCUCAAUGUUGAUAAACGUGAGCGUCCUGGACGACAGCAGCUCUAUCAGGUCGAUAAGGCACCACCUGCCCCAUUCCCACCGUCUAACACUGUUCCCAGCCCACAUCAGCAGGGCCCAUCCCCUCAUCCACCUCAUGCUUCGCAUCCCCCUCAUGGUCCUCACAUGCCUCAUACCCCCCUUCAGCAGCAAAACUCGUUGGAGAAUCAGAGGGGCGAACUACUGACUCCGAAGCCUGAUCACAGAAAAAUUUCAACACCGAGGGGACGCGAUGAACCCCAUGAGCUACGACAAUUCUCAUCGGACUUCAAACUCGCUGAUUCCAACUCCCAGGACACCCCAAUCAUGUCUAGAAAGCAACAAAUUCAUCAUCAGGAGGCCCACACACCCCAGACAAUUCCACAGAGUCAUCAUCAGCCUGUACACAAGCAGACUCCAGUUACACCAGUUCAAUCUGCUCAUCAAGCUGUUCAUCAGACACCUCAGCUGCCGGAGGAGCCUGUUGUCACGAGUAAACCACCACCUGGUCCAGUCUCGGUGAGGCCUACAACUCCACCUCAACCUGUACAGACGACCCCACCGAUGCAGCAGAAUAUCGCUGAGCCUGCUGUUGAAAAAAUCACCACUGCCUUCAAGAAAUCAACUCUCAAUCCCAAUGCUAAGGAAUUCAAUCCAAAUGCCAAACCCUUUACUCCUCGAUCACCGAGCACCCCAACACCAAGCAGACCACAUACACCACAAACGCCUCAGUACUCUGGUGCUACGAUGCCAGCAGGGGCUGUUGUUGUGGGACCAACUUAUGUUGUGACGAGUCAACCACCAACGGCAUUCACACAGCAGCAGGCCCAACCUGGCACGAGGUUCCGGAAGGGUCAGUAUCUAGUGCCGAUGAUGCAACACCGAGCUCCAGACAUAGCAUCCCAGAUGCAGGUGGCAGCAGCAACUGGUCAGCCACUUCUGGCACCGGGCCCUCUGCACCCAUCGUUCCAGGUGCCUUACCCAGGUCAACCCGCGUAUCAACAGAUGGUGCGAAUGGUCCCACCACCACCCCACAUGGCAACACCACACCCCCACUAUCACGAGUCACCUGGACCCCAAAACCCCGGAAUACAGUACAUUGGUCCUCAUGGACAUCCCCAUCCCCACGUUGGACAGCAACAACCAAGUCAGACUCAGUCACCAGCGAAUCCAAAUCCACCACAUACGCCUGGUGCAUAUAAUCCACCUGGUACUCCACAGCCAUCAUAUCCACAACCGCCGCCCCAAGGACAUGCACCAAGUUAUCCAAUAAUGUGUCCACUUAUUCCACCCCAUCAUCUAGGAAUUCCACCGCAGCACAUGCAGUAUCUGCAGCCCCAACCACCACCUGGUGCUCAACAGACUAUACCAGUCAUUCUACCCCACAAUCAGUAGCCGAGACGGAAAUCGAGAAGAUAGAGUCGUUGGUAUUUUUCUUCACUUGAUAAAACAAAGGAAACAAAUUAUUAAUGACUAAAACUCAUCAUGUAAAAACAUUUGUUCAUCAAGAACGAGAUGAGGAUUAAGGAUGGAGCUAAUUAACUUGAUCAAUCAUUCUGUUAUUUUUUCUUUUUUCAGCAGUUCUUAUUCUUAAAUAUGAUAAGUGAAAAUGCAAUCAUGUUCACGACACUCGGUAAAUAAUUUGCUUUUCUUGGAAAAAUGGAAUAACUUCAUUCCUCUCCUAACAAUCGCCAUAAUUAUGCUCAAUUACUGUACCUUUAUAUUUGUUUCCAAUGGGUACUGAGCCUUGUGGCGGUGUAUUCCAUUCUUAUUCACUCAUCUUGGAUAGAUCGGAGAUUCGGUGAUGAACAAUCAAGACGAGAAAUUGUUGGAUCAUCAUGUUGCGUACGGUGACUCCUGACAAUUACGAAUCUAUUCUCUCGAUAGGAUAAUAUAAAGAAAAAUAUCGUGAAAACCCAAUGGAACUCACAAGCAGUCAUCAAUGAUUGCUUGACUAGCCAUCCGUACGAUUUGGGUUUUUUAAAUAGACUUUGCAAGAUAAGGUAGAAACAACAAUUAUUUACCAUAGUUAAUCCAUUAAUGAGAACCAAGGGAUAAUUUUUAUCAUCAAUCGACAGUUAUUUUGAAUUAAAAUUUAUUUGAAAUGUGAGUCACUUGAAUUCUACAUGGCUCUAAUAACUAAAAAUUUAUUUUACUGAAGAUCGUCUCAGUUUCAACAAAAAAUUCUAUAUAAAAAAAAUAUCAGAAUAAAUGAAGAAAAUAUAUGAAAUUGAUGACUACGAUCUGUUCACAGUAACCAUUAUCAAUCUUAAUCGAUUUAUGAUGCAGCUGUAAGCUCAAGUAGAUUCACCCGGAUUAUCAUGUAGACCCGCUGCGCUCUGUAGUUUGAAAACAUUUUACAAAAAUUAAUCGUAAAAGAAGGCACCCAAAGGUAAACGAGGAAAAAAAACGCUACGACUUUUGUAAUAAAUCGAACCAUCCAAAUGUUCGAAUUUUAUAUCUUGAAUCGGCGUCAAUGUAGUGUAACAAAUAAUAUUAAAACACGAAUACGAAUAUCGAAAUUGUUGGAAUGUUCUACGAUGUUGGAGGAGAGAAAAGAGGUGCUUAGUAUAUUUUUUUCUCGCACCGGAGAAUGUCUAAUUUGGGGGGACGCCUGGAACAUUCAAAUUGUCGAAUAAAAAUUCGAUGAGAUUGCAGGCAAUGAACUGCACUGACAUGCGAAGCAGGCGCUCCGUUAAUCUCUUGAUGUUGAGAUUCUUUUUAUUUCUCUUGUAAUUGAAAACAAUGACACGAAAACACUCAGGUAGUGACUAUCGAUUUCAUUACAUUUAUUUGCGAUAGAUUUCCCGUGAAUUGAAUGAACGUGACUUUGGGCAUUCAUCAUAUGAGGGAAAUUAUCAGUUAUUUGCCUGUCAAGGUGUUAAUGAAGUUAUUAAGAUCCUGAAGAGAGUAAUAUAAAAUGAAAUUGAAUUAACAAAAAAAUGGAGUUCUUGGGGAGACGUGUUCAUACAUUUUGGAGGUGAUUUAAAUCAAGUAUUGUGAACCAUAAAAGUCUGAUGGAAAUCGCAAUGAGUUAAAGUAGGGCAACUUAUUUGAAAAUGAACAUUAGGCGUGAGGGUAAAAACAAAAUUAGGAAUCGAAGUGAAUAUGGGAAUGACAAUUAAAAAAAAAGAAAAAUAAAACUGCCUGUGAAUGACAGCUGAGAAUUGAGAUAGCGUGAGAAAUUGAUGUGUAUGGGGGAAAUUGUCACGUUGUAAUGAGAGAGAGAGAGAGAGAGGAAGAAAUGUGCGAGGAUGACAGAUGUAGAGAGAGGGAGAGAGUGAGCGAAAGGAAUAUUGCAAGAAUGACAGUUGUGAGAGCUUUUAAAAAAUGCUGGGAAAGUGCUAAAUGGAAUUUCUUCUUCACGAGUUCGAGACGUGGCAUUGUUGGACACAAAUUUUAUAUCUGAAAGAUUAACGAAAUACGAAUGGAACAUCAAAAUAAAGGGAAUGAGAAGAAUACUUGGAA